This is a messenger RNA of Thlaspi arvense, 759 nucleotides long. NCBI's taxonomy places the organism in Eukaryota, Viridiplantae, Streptophyta, Magnoliopsida, Brassicales, Brassicaceae. The record is from the annotation of a GenBank genome assembly.
UUGAUUCUUGACACAGCCAUGGAGUUAGAGAGCUUCAGGGUAGGUCUUACCCCGACAGUAUUCUACAUUCCCAGUUUUAUAACUGAUGAAGACCAAACUCAGCUCCUCAAUCAUAUAUAUGGAGCUUCUGGUUCCAAGUGGAAGACAUUAAAGAACAGAAGAUUACAGAACUGGGGUGGUAUGGUCCAUGAAAAGGGUCUUGUUCCACAAGAAUUGCCGUCUUGGCUGACAAAGAUUACAGCGAAAAUUCAUGAAAGCUCGGGUCUUUUCCCUGCUGCUAUCAAUCAUGUCCUCAUCAACGAAUACCAUCCUGACCAAGGGAUAAUGCCGCACCAAGAUGGACCCGCUUAUUUUCCUGUUGUAGCUAUCCUGUCUCUAGGCUCACCUGCCGUUAUGGACUUUCGUCCGCAUUUAAGAUUAAGAUCAGGCGACGAUGGUAUUUCCAGAGAUCAAGGUUCAUGUGCAGAGAGUUGUGUGCCAGAGAGAGAUAAUCAACGCUCAUUCUCUGUCUUGAUGAUGCCUCGAAGCUUACUGAUCUUUAAAGAUGAAGCAUACUCAGAUUUCCUCCAUGGCAUUAGCGAUAGUCCAACACAAUGCUACAAGCAGGUCGUUAAUGAAGCUGAAGCUUUUGCUUACUCGGAGAAUUCUAGUGAAGAUUCAAGAACAGAUGGUGACAAGAUUCUUCACAGAGACCAAACUCGGGUUUCACUUACUUGCCGUUUAGUGCCCAAAGUCCAUAAGAAUCUGUUCAGGUUUUAA